This is a messenger RNA of Pomacea canaliculata, 1545 nucleotides long. RefSeq lists its product as uncharacterized. The transcript has 4 exons. The coding region runs from base 103 to 498 and encodes 131 amino acids. NCBI's taxonomy places the organism in Eukaryota, Metazoa, Mollusca, Gastropoda, Architaenioglossa, Ampullariidae. The record is from RefSeq and is a predicted model, not a curated record.
CAUCUAAAUUUAAACAAAUCUUUAAAGACAAUCACAGGACACUCACACCUGCCGAGUUUAUUGACCCGGAGACACCUGGGAUUGAAAAACCCGGAAAUCAACAUGGCGGCGACCUCGCAUUUAGUUGCGUUUCUGACGCUUGUGACAGGUACGCUUGGGUGGAAGUGUGCUAAAUACCGCCACUACUUCAGUCAACAGCCUGACUACAUUGAUUGUAUGUGGGAUUGCUGUGGGAACUCAUUCAACCGACACUGCUGUGCUCCCAUUGCCAUCAUUGUUGGAUGUGCAAUAUGUGGUGCUGUGGUCCUGGCAGCCAUCGUUGUCUUCCUUUGCUGCUUCUGGCAACGACGGCGCCAACGGUAUGGAGACACGUCUAACCUUUUCCGUUACCGCAGGCCCCAGUACCAUCCUCCAGCAAGUAGCGUGGUUGUUCAGCCAGCACCUUAUGUUGCUUAUGGACAGAAGGCCCCACCUCCUCCUGAUCAGUUCUUUCAGUAGAAACUCAUUAAUGUACUAUAUGCAUGCACAUAACAAUAAUUGGAUCACUUGUGCGGUUAUUGUCAUACCAAACUAAGGAUCAUUGAAGUAUCAAAGAUUGUUCAGAUAUAUAAAGUAUAUGAUUGAAUUUUGGCUACAAGGAGAUGAAAACCUGUUGCUGUUGAAGCAAAAACAAAAGUGCAGCAUUUCAAUCAUCAGUUUUCUUAUUUCAUCUGUACAUUAUAUUUCUUGUAAAUACCAUGAAGUGUUAUUUCCAUUAUAGAGGACCAUUAUUGAAUUAACUGUCAUUCCAUGUCUAAAAGGCUAACAUUCACAUUGAAGGACUUUAUUACUGGAAUCUCGCUUCAUUUAAAAUACUGCAGGGUUGCUUUGUCUUGCACAUGUGCACACAUUCUAUAUUUUUCAUUAAUAGAUAUAGCAAAAUUGUUGAUCUUUUGACAUUCCUGCACUAAUGUUAAGUGGAUAAUAUAUGUAUAUUAGACCAAGGUAAAGCAAAAUAUUAGCAGAUUAAAAAGAGAUAAUUGUUUCCAUUUAUCAUAAUAUCAAAGUCAUAAUAUUGAACCAGCUUGUCAUCUGUUUCACUACAUUCAUGUUUAUUUGGUUGAUAACAAAGCUAGACUACUUAAGUUUUCAGAACAUGUAAUCGCCAGCAAUACCACUGCAACACAAAUUUGUGGUUAUUAUCUUAUGCCAGUCAUAGAUUUUCUAACAUUCUGUAUUUCUGUGGUACAUUGUGCUUUACUGUAGGUUAAAAUAGGUUUAAAAUAUCAGUAUGAUAUAUUGCAGGAGAAAGAGAAGAAAUGUUUGUGUGUUUGUGAACUAAGGGUUACAUGGAGAUAAUUUUUUGUUAGUAAAAUGGUUGUUUAUAAAGAGUGGAAAAUGUCGACAUUUUCUCCUUUUGUUGUACUAUGCAGGAAAAACAAAAAGAUAUCCCAAGUGCGUUAAACCAUUGUGCAAACUCUGUUCCAGAAUCAUUGUUAAUAAACUCAGUUCAUGUUACAUCACUAUCAUGUCCUGUAUUUUGUAAUAAAAGUGUGCAUAUUGCUU